Toxorhynchites rutilus septentrionalis is the source of this 3014-nucleotide messenger RNA. RefSeq names its product phospholipase A-2-activating protein-like. The record is from RefSeq and is a predicted model, not a curated record. Gene Ontology annotation, cellular component: nucleus; cytoplasm. The transcript has 3 exons. The coding region runs from base 543 to 2933 and encodes 796 amino acids. Gene Ontology annotation, molecular function: ubiquitin binding. Gene Ontology annotation, biological process: proteasome-mediated ubiquitin-dependent protein catabolic process; ubiquitin recycling. Lineage: Eukaryota; Metazoa; Arthropoda; Insecta; Diptera; Culicidae.
UUAUUUCGUUCGGAAAAACGUUAUGUCAAAGAGAGGGGACAUUAAAAAUGCGUUGCUCAGUGAAAGGCUGAGAUGCUCUUUCAGAGAUGCAAUGGUUAAUUAAACAAAUGACGGAAAAAUGUAGCUCGUUCAUUUUAUAAUUUUAAUUAUUUUUGCCCUUGACAAUAAUACCUCUUUUAUAGUGUUGAUUAUCAUAAGAAAAAUAACACUCCUGAUCGUUGGAUCUCUUUUGACAUUUCAAUUGGAUCUUUUUUGACAGCCGUUUUGAUUCAGUCCGCACUACCUAGGUUUUAACAAGUUGGCCCACCUUAUGAUAUACUUCUACGCGCCUUGGUGCCAAAGUAUUCUGCUAGUGAUUGGACGGUAUUUUGCAAAAAAAAAUCGGUUUGUGUCGAAUAUCAUUCUACAGAAAAAGUAAUUCGUGAAUUUAGUGUCUGUAAUAACAGUUGAAUUCCCAACAUCUUGUUUCACUAUUUUGCCAUCUCAUCUGUUCGUAGUCGCUAUUACUGAAUUGCACAAGCGAAAAAAAAUACAGCUGAAGAAUGGUGAAAAUGGACGAUUUCAAGCUUUCCUGCGAGCUAACCGGUCAUAAGCUGGAUGUUCGCGCAGUAGCCGAAGGGAAAGGUAUCAUUGUUUCCGGAUCUCGUGAUAAAACUGCGAAGGUAUGGAGUCCUCUCGACGGACGUUACUCCGAAACCGAAACGCUGAGCCAUCACUCUAACUUUGUGGCUGCCGUGUUGGUGAUUGAGGAAAAUGAUUGGAUUUGUACGGCCAGCAACGACGCCACCAUCUGUGUGUACAAAUAUCCGAGCGCGAUGGAACCGUUUAUGGUGCUGAAGGGUCAUACUUCAACGGUUUGUGCGCUGGCCAAGGGAAGCAGCCCGAAUGUGCUGAUGUCCGGGAGUUGGGACAAAAGUGCGAAAAUUUGGACCGACAUUUCCUCGUCCCAAUCGAGCAUGACUCUGGUCGGGCAUGAAGCGGCCGUUUGGACUGUGGCGAGACUUCCGUCGGGAAAAUAUAUCACAGGAUCUGCCGAUAAAAGCAUCUUUGUUUGGAAUGAUAAAGGCGAAAAGUUGGUUGUGCUGCUAGGUCACAAAGACUGUGUGCGGGGGCUGUGUCCUUUGCCAAGAGGUGGUUUCCUAAGCUGCUCGAAUGAUGCAACGAUUCGAUACUGGGACGAUACAUACGAAUGUAUGCGAGAAUUCCACGGCCAUACAAAUUACAUCUACAGCAUUUCAAGGUGCGACUUUUGGGGAGAAGAUGUAUUUGUCACCAGUGGAGAGGACAGUACCAUCCGAAUGUGGAGUUUGAAGGAAGGUGCAUUGGGGGAAGCCAUGCAUCUUCCGGCCCAAUCGGUUUGGUCCGUGGUUGCCCUACGUAACGGAGACAUCGCGACCGGCACUAGUGAUGCAAUUGUUCGGGUUUUUACAACAUGUAGCGACAGAGUGGCCUCUCAGGAAAUACUAGAUGCCUACAAGGUGGCGGUGGAUGUUCGGAUCAACGAGAGCAGCAAGCAGCUAGGAGAUAUGAAUGUGAAUGAGAUUCCUGGGCCUGAAUCAUUACUCUCGAAGGGUCGCACAGGGCAAACCCGAAUUGUUCGUCACUCUGAUGGCAGAAUAAUGUGUUAUCGGUGGGAUGACGACAAUUGGGAUUGCGUGGGAGAUGUUAUGGGGGCUAUAGGAGGGGAAAAAGAUAAGAUGUACGAAGGACGAGAGUACGAUUUUGUCUUCAACGUGAAUCUCUCGGAUGAUGCACCAAAUCUUAAGCUGCCCUAUAAUCGAGGCCAAGAUCCUUGGUUGGUGGCGCAACGCUUUAUCCACAAGCAUAAUCUUCCCCAGGGCUAUCUCGAUCAAGUAGCUAAUUUUAUAACGAAAAAUGUUGGCGAUGCGCAAAUAAAGUCAGCGGCUCGGCCUGGGACCACUGCGGAUCCUUUUACUGGAGCUUCUCGGUAUGUUCUGGGAUCGGGUUCAAGCUAUCAACCCGUGUCUGCCAAUACAGAUCCAUUCACCGGAGGCUCUAGCUAUACAACUCAAACACCUAAUGUUGGCACAUCAAAUGGUGGCAAUGUUCCAGCUGCGGCUAAUGCGGAUCCUUUUACGGGUGAUUCAAGUUAUUCUACCGGAUCAACUGAGACGAAGAAAGUCAACUCACAUUUUCCACACAGACAUUUCGUAACGAUAGAAAAAGCCGAUCUGGGCAAGAUUCUUGUGAAAUUGAAGGAACUUAAUGGAAAAAUUGAAGACAAAAGUCUCCAGAUGUCGGAAGACACUCUGAGUGAUAUUGUUCAGUACGUUAGUGACAUAACGAAGGAAUCGGAGCAAAAUUCCACCUGUAUCACGGCGCUGAAAUAUUUGUUUACGUGGCCUACCGAAAAGAUUUUCCCGGUGAUGGAUAUAACGCGUUUAGUGGUGUGCAACCCGAAAGCAUGCCAGGAACUAUUCGAAGGAGACUUCAUAAGUACGCUGCUGUCUCAUGUGAAUCAUCUACAGGCCAAUCAAAUGAUGGGUGCUCGGUGCUUUGCCAAUAUGAUUCCGCAUGCCGCUGGACGGAACGUAGUUCUGGAAAAUAUUCGUCCGAUCGUGGAUAAACUUUCGUCAAUCAAGGUCGGUAGCGCGAAUCUCCAAUUGGCAUUGGCAAGCCUUUACCUGAACCUGUCGAUGACUCAGCUGGAAAAGCCGUCGCUCGAUUUUUGCAAUGUGUUCUCCGACGCUAUUGCACAGUUCCUCAGUUGGGCAACGGAUAAUGAAGCCGUCUAUAGAGGCUACCAGGCACUGGGGAACUUGAUGUCCACGACGCCAGGCACUCUGGUGGCUAACCAUUUGAAGAGCAAUAACGAUCUGAUAGACAAAAUCUUGGUCAAUAUCAGCACUGAAACCAGUGGAUUUGCCAAGUUGAAUGAGUGCGCUAGCUACCUUUAUGAGUUAUUGGCUUGAGGAGAGCAUGUUAUAUCGACUAAAUAAUCAAAUAUAUGUAAUCAUAAGACUACGAAGAUAAUAUAUUGUUUUGAAGUGCAA